This is a messenger RNA of Syngnathus acus (greater pipefish), 4348 nucleotides long. It is a transcript of the gene tex11, whose product is annotated as testis expressed 11. NCBI's taxonomy places the organism in Eukaryota, Metazoa, Chordata, Actinopteri, Syngnathiformes, Syngnathidae. The transcript is spliced from 23 exons. The coding region runs from base 80 to 2491 and encodes 803 amino acids. The record is from RefSeq and is a predicted model, not a curated record. Gene Ontology annotation, biological process: meiotic cell cycle. Gene Ontology annotation, molecular function: protein binding.
ACUACAAUAUGGUGAACUCAUGAUAUAGUUUAGAAUAAAAUCAAAGUCAAAUGUCCCUUUGAAUACUCUUGUCGUAUUCAUGAAAUUAACGCCAAACUUAGAUUCAUCAUUGAUUCCAUCGUCACUUUAUUGCACCUUCUUCACUUACUACACGGUAUAUAUUUGCAACUUAUUAGCCCAUUUGAAAAUUUGUUUAGCAAUGUUGCAAAUUCCCGACGUAGUAGUAGUAGUAGUAGUGGUGAUUUUGAACACUGCCCAUCUGUGUUCCUUGCAGGCUAUCAUUCAAGGGAGUCACCAAGAAGCUGUGGCCUAUGUGCAACGUUGCAAAGACAUGCUGCUUCGCCUACCCGCUCAGACGAGUUUCCUGUCCAUAAUGUGCUACAACUUUGGAAUUGACGGCUACCACGAUCAAAAGUUUGAAGACUGUACCUUCUGGUUACGGCAGAGCUAUGAUAUCAGCAAGAUUCAUGAGAAAUAUGGUCCUGAAGCCCAGAUUCAGGCCAAGAUUUUGCGUCUGCUGGCCACUGCUUAUCUGGACUGGGACGUUCAGAGGUUUCACAAAGAGGCCCUUAAUGCCGUGGAUUUAGCCAACAAGGAAUGUGUGAGCGCCUCCGGGCUCUUUUUAAAGAUCAAAAUACUCCUGAGAUCGGGGGCCUCUGAUGAAAGCAUCACAGCGGGUCUGGAUGAGAUGCUACAAUCUGACGUUUCACUUCAAGUUUGCCUCACUACAGUCAAGCUCCUCCUGUCUGAAAGCAGAGAAGCGCCAGCGUUAGACCUUUUAAAUCGUGCCUGUCAGCAGUUUGAGUCAUCUCCCGCCUUGGGAACCACUCUCGUCCUGCACGUCGAGCUCCUGCUGCACAGAGACAAAAAGCUGCUGGGCAAGCAGAAGAUAGAGGACCUCAUCACCGCGCAUUCCUCGGGAACAAAGGUGGCACCGCAGGACCUCAUAAGCCUCCACGCAAUGUUGUGGGAUCAAGCAGCAAAAUAUGUUGAGGCAGACGACUACUCCGAGGCACUGGAGUGGUACAACUACUCCCUGAGUUUCUUCCAGGUUGGAGGGAUAGACUCCAACUUGGCCAAAUUGCAGAGGAACAGAGCUUUCUGCUUCAUGCAACUGAAGCAGCUGGAAAAGGCCAAAGAAGCCGUGAAUGAGGCGGAACGCUGCGACCCUGACAGCAUUUUCACGCAAUUCAGUAUUUACAAGAUAGCGAUGCACGACGACGAUGUGGAGAGAGCGGCCAAGGCAGUGAACAGGAUGGCGCUUCUGUCCAAGGAUCUCAAAGAGGCCGGACCCUUGUCCGAGAACGCCACAUCCAGCCUCCUCUGCCAGGCCGCUCAGAUGGCCUUGGAGAAUAAACAGAAUGACAUGGCCAUGAAGGUCCUGGAAAAUUUGUGUGAAACCUCCAAAGAUGAAGCUCUGGUUCUGAAGGCUCUCAGGUGUCUGGUUCGACUCGCACUCACGGCCAUAGAAGCCCCCAAUGAUGAGAAAAGGAACGACAAUGCGGACGCGCUGCUGCCUUAUUUAAAGAUGGCGCUGCAGAAGCUUCCACAACGGCUGUGCUUGACAGCCGAACAGCGCACGGAAGAAGCCAACUGGUUCAGGAAAAUCGCUUGGAAUGCAGCACUGCAGUGUGAGAGCAACCCGGACAGAAUGCGGGAUUUCUUUCUGCUUUCUUACCAGCUGUGCCAGAUGUGUCAUCCCGAGUGCGUCAUUCUCACGGCCCAGAAGAUGUCUUUGCUCAUGGCCGUUGCCGCCGCUCUUCAGUUCUACAGGGCCGCUCCUCACGCCGGCCGGACACAAGAUCUCAGUCAGGCGCUGGAGCACAUUGCGUUAUGUGCAGAGGUGGGGAAAACCCUAAAGGCAACAGGAAGUUGCCCGCAGGAUCCAACAGACACGCUUCUGCUGCUCUAUGAGUUUGAGGCACGCGCCAAACUCAACGACCCCAAAGUGGCCAGCGUCUUGGACACCAUCCUGGAGCAGGACAAUGUGGAGCUCAAACUACUGCAGACCAUUGCAGCAUUAGCCAUGGAGCCUCCAGCCCACUUCCCUCUGCUAUGCAAGAAGGCCCUGAGGGUGGCGCUGUCUAUUCACAAGAAACAACCUCAGGAGGACCCGGCGCAGUGCAGCAAGUGCAUCCACAGCCUCAUCAAGCUUUCCCUGCCCAGCAGCGCGUCCCAAAUGGAUACCCGCCUGCUGCACGAGGCCUGGGACUACUACGAGGAGGCGCUGGCCAUCAUCGCCGCCGCCCCGGACAGCUUUCCGGAGACGCAGAUCAUGUGGCUGCUGACCCGCGCCUGGAACACGGGCAUCCUGCUCUACAGCCUGGCGCGCUACGUGGAGGCGGAGAAGUGGUCCAUGUUGGCCAUGAGCUUCGUGCACCACUUGGGACCCCUGCAAGACAGCUACAAGACGCAGAUGUCCCAGCUCUACAGCAAAAUCCCGGACCGUCUGGAUGGCGCAAAGAAAAACACUUUAUUCAUGAAAGAAUAAGCACUCUGGUUAGUCACAUUUAUGUUAACUGUUACAAAAUUUGUUGCGCGACACCUAUCCCGAUGUUCUACGCCCUGAGGAUAAAAAUACAUUGUUGGACACAAGGGCCAUGUUUGUUUUUGAAAGGUAACAACAGAGGUAUGCUAAUUGAGAAUUUGGUUUGGAAAAGAACAAGGUAUUAAAAUUAAUUUUGCGGUUAUUUAUGAAUGAACCUAAAUUAAUCUCUUCAAAAAUAUCAUGGGUCAAUGUGACCCGCAGUGUUGGAGCUUUUGAAAACGAGAUUUUAUUAAAUAAUAGUUUUUGUGUAUAUUGGAAGAUUGCAGAAACAUGAAAACAUGUAUACUAUUGGCACAAAAACAAUAAAAAACACAUUUGCGCUUAGUCCUUUGUCACUUCCAGCUCAAAGUAUCCAAGAUCUUGUUAAUUUAAAAAAGAUUACGUACAUCCCCCCAAUUUGAUACUUUAUCAUGCAAGAGGCAAUAUGACACACAAAAAAGGUGGGGAAAUGUGUUGGAUUCCUCAGAGAUUUGAAAUAAAUAUUUCUCAUCACUGGGCAAAGCUAGAAAUUUGGGUAAUUAGGAUGGGAAACAGGCCAGUGCACCAAAAAACAGUUGAGCACAAGAUUGCAUCAAUUGAAAAGUGCAUAAUUUUCAGCAGUUAUCAUGUCCAAUGUAUUGAAAAACAAAUUCAUGAAUUGUUUUGGUGGGGAAAAAAGGGAAAUAUCUUUAAAAUAGUGUUGCGGUUAAAAAGGCAAUAGUGAUUCCAGAUUUUCUGCCAAACUGAAAAAAAUAAUCCGCAAAGAAGGGGCAGUUAAUUUGCUCUGGCAGGCCACAAAACAAAAGAUGUAAUAACAAACUUGCCCAAGUCAUAACUGAGUCACAUAUUUUAUUUCCAAACAAAUAAACUCUUUUCAAGUAGACCCCCCCCCACCCCAAAAAAAAAAAAAAUUAAAAGCCCAAAGAAAAAUACUUCUUUUCUAUUCAUAUACUAUAUAACAGAAUGGCAUUCCCCAAGUGACUAGGACAGGGAAGACCGAUUGGGCCCCGAGCGUCCUAACAGGCCGUAAACCACCUGUGGCCGCACCAAGGAGACGACUGGACUGUACAAUCAAAAGGCUUCAUGUUUGCAAGCACUUACUGCACCCAUGUGCCAUAAACAGAACAGCCCCCCCCCCCCCCAAAAGUAAAUCGAACGACAUCACCGUUAGUCAGCCUUGUCAAUAAUAUGCACGCUCAGGUGACUAUAUUGAUCCCCCCCUCCCCCCACAUCAUGGCCUUAAAAUGGAAAGAGUGAAUUCUUUGGGCUUGGACAUGGCUGACUGAGGUCUAGAGUAACGCAAGCGCUUUUUCGUUAACAGUCGGCUCAGAUUUCCACUCCCAUCUUUUAAGAAUGACGGUGCAAAAAGUAUGGGGGAUCGGGCGUUGCCGUAAAAUUGCAACACGAACCUAGAAUGUGUUUGAAAUGGGUUUCCGCAAUGCCGCUAUUCUCUCACAACCCGAUGAAGACAGAUCUGUGGCCACUUUAUCUGAGAACAUCCUGGUUGAAGCCUUGACAUCAUUGUCUCAGACCAAACCAUGGGAUGAACAAAACGUUUUUUACGAAAGAAUAAAACAUUACAGCGUGAUUAUUAUUGUUUUAAUUGUCCAGCCCUGGCAAGUAAUUUUAUCAAGUGAUUUGUUCAUCUAACAAAAUAUUAAAUACGAUUGUAAUUCAAGGAACUUUGGCUAAAAGUAAGCUGUUGGCUCACACAGAAAUGCAGUGACACACUUGAGUCGGGUGCACUUUAAAUAUCAGUGCAUGUGCAUCUAUGCUUACGAACAUAAAAUGAAGCAAGUAUGGAUCAGGUAAAAAAAAAAU